UCGAAACCCAGCGGACCGCAAGGAGGGAGUCUCUGCAUAUUCGUGCUUUUCUUCCAGCGCCGGUCUGACGGUGAAGAUCGCUGAAAUGUCUCCCUUCCUCCGCAUCGGUUUCUCCAGUUUUGACAUCGGACCCCCACAGCCGGCAGAAGACAUCCAGAACCCUUACUGUGCAGUGAUUGUGAAAGAAACAGUGGACACGGAGAAGGGUCAGAUCUUCAUGCAGAAGAAGCCCACCAUGUACCCCCCCUGGAACAGCACCUUCGAUGCCCACAUCAACAAGGGCCGCGUCAUGCACAUUGUCAUCAAGGACAAAACAGUGGAGCUGAUCUCUGAGACCACAGUGGAACUGAAUUCCCUGGCCGAGAAAUGUAAACGCAACCAAGGAAAAGCUGACAUCUGGUUGGAUUUGAAGCCACGGGGCCGAAUGCUAAUGAGCGUGAAGUACUUCCUAGAGCAAAGUGAAAACAAGGAGAAUGGGGAAGGUGAAACUGAAGGCUUGUUCGCCCUGCGCCAACGAAGGGGAGCCAUCAAACAGGCCAAAGUUCACAACGUCAAGUGUCACGAGUUCAUCGCCACCUUCUUCCCGCAGCCCACCUUCUGCUCCGUCUGCCAUGAGUUUGUUUGGGGGCUGAAUAAACAAGGAUACCAGUGCAGACAGUGCAAUGCUGCGAUUCACAAAAAGUGCAUUGAUAAGAUCAUCGCCAAGUGCACAGGGUCUGCUGUGAACAGUAGGGAGACAAUUUUUCACAAGGAGAGGUUUAAAAUUGACAUGCCACACAGGUUUAAAGUCUACAACUACAAGAGCCCCACCUUCUGUGAGCACUGUGGAACACUACUCUGGGGCCUUGCAAGGCAAGGGUUAAAGUGCGAAGAAUGUGGAAUGAACGUCCACCACAAGUGUCAGAACAAAGUGGCCAACCUGUGCGGGGUGAAUCAGAAGAUGAUGGCUGAGGCCUUGGCCCAGAUAGAGAGUGAACAACAGGCCCGUACUCUGCGUGACAAUGAGUACGUAAGUCGAGAAGGACCUGUUAGCGUUUUCAAAAAACCAGCUGACACUCAGCAGGCUGUAGCUUCUGUGAAAGAGGUGCAAGGUAUCAGCUGGGAAACACCAACAGAAGAGGGAGAGAGCUGUCCCCCGGACUCUCCCAUCUAUGAAGAACCACCCGGGGUCGACCAGCGAAAGUUUAUCAUCGAUGACUUCACUCUGCACAAAAUGUUGGGGAAAGGCAGCUUUGGCAAGGUCUUUCUUGCGGAGCUAAAGGGCAAGAACCAGUUCUUUGCCAUCAAGGCGCUAAAGAAGGACGUGGUGCUGAUGGACGAUGACGUGGAAUGCACCAUGGUCGAGAAAAGGGUUCUGUCCCUUGCUUGGGAACACCCGUUUCUCACACAUCUCUACUGCACAUUCCAAACGAAGGAGAACCUGUUCUUUGUAAUGGAGUAUCUGAAUGGUGGGGACCUGAUGUUUCACAUCCAAAGCUGCCAGAGGUUUGAAGUGCCAAGAGCAACGUUUUAUGCGGCUGAAAUCAUUUGUGGUCUCCAGUUUCUUCAUUCCAGGGGUAUCAUAUACAGGGACCUGAAGUUGGACAACGUUCUGCUGGACGGCGACGGCCACAUUAAAAUCGCAGAUUUUGGCAUGUGUAAAGAGAAUAUUCUCAACGAUGCACGGACCAGCACGUUCUGUGGAACACCUGACUAUAUAGCACCCGAGAUCCUGCUUGGACAGAAGUAUAGCAUGUCAGUGGAUUGGUGGUCUUUUGGGGUUCUUCUCUAUGAGAUGCUGAUUGGCCAGUCACCAUUCCACGGUGGGGAUGAAGAUGAACUUUUCCAAUCCAUCCGCACAGAUGAUCCCAUCUACCCGCGCUGGCUGGGCAAGGAAGCCAAGGACAUCCUAGUCAGACUCUUUGUCAGGGAGCCCGAGAGAAGGUUGGGAAUAAAGGGGAAUAUUCGUCAACAUUCCUUUUUCCGGGAUAUUAACUGGCAGGCGCUGGAAAACAGAGAAGUGGACCCACCAUUCAAACCUACUGUGAAAUCAACAAGUGACUGCAGCAACUUUGACAAGGAAUUCUUGAAUGAGAAGCCAAGACUGUCGUGUGCAGACAGGACCCUCAUCAACAGUAUGGAUCAAAACAUGUUCAACAAUUUCUCCUUCACCAACCCCAAGAUGGAGAGAAUGCUUUGAUGAAGAUUAAAUGAUGUCAUAGAAUAUCUUACUUCUGUAACACUGAAGAGUUUGAAGUUCUCUGUUUGCACUUGAAGACAGCAUGCUCUUGGAAUCAGUUGUUGCGAGGUUCUGUGUUGAACAUGUGGCAUGAAUUAGUGGUAUCACAUUUGUUAAAUAUACCCAAGUGUACCUGGACAUGUGCAUUGGAAGCCAUUUUGUGAGCACAUCAUCCUUAGUAUCUGAGAAGAGAACCUAACUGUUUCUUAGACUAAACCUACAAGAUACUUGUAUCUAAUUAUGGUGUCUAUAAUCUUCAAGCACAGUUGUUGAAGGACUGGGCUAUCACUGCAUGUAGAAAUGUUUAGUUUUUGAUUUUGUGUUUAAAAGUAUUCAUGUGGACACACCAUGAGGCAAGACUGCUGUUUCUUGGAAGGUGUUUCCUCAUUUUCGAGCUGUGGGCAUGCGGCAAUGUUUCCUCCCAAGUGAUAUGCUGAACUUAUGCCAAAGUCUUCAACAUAGUUCACAAGGUUGUGUCUGAGCUGGCAGACCGACAACGCGAGCCGUGCACAGGCCUCGGUGAACUGGAGCGGGAGUUCCUAAUUGGUGCGGGUGGACCCACUGCAUACCACAGUGACUGCCCUUGCUGAGUCAGCAAAAUGAAAAUCUUGGCAACAUUUCCCACCCUGACCUCAACACACCAGAUCUGUUUCUAGUAACUCAACCUCCAUCCCCACUGGUAUCCUGUUCAACCAAUGUUAGUGUCAGGAUCUGUCCUUCAGCUGGCUUUGUUUGUGUGUAUGAGAUGCAGGGGUACAGUAUGUGUUUAUGUGGUAUAGAGAUCUGUGUGUGCAUGUGUGUGGUGCAUGCGUGUGGGAACUUAUGCAUGUAUGUGUGCUUGUAUGUGAUGCAGAUAUGUGUAUAUGUGACUAGUAUGUGUUUACAUGGUGUAGAAGUGUAUGUGUGUAUGUGACUGUGAGGGAGAGUGUGUUGAUGUGUGAGAUGUGUGUGUGAUUGUAUG
Mobula hypostoma (lesser devil ray) is the source of this 3179-nucleotide messenger RNA. RefSeq names its product protein kinase C, theta (gene prkcq). Gene Ontology annotation, molecular function: ATP binding; diacylglycerol-dependent serine/threonine kinase activity. The record is from RefSeq and is a predicted model, not a curated record. NCBI's taxonomy places the organism in Eukaryota, Metazoa, Chordata, Chondrichthyes, Myliobatiformes, Myliobatidae. Gene Ontology annotation, biological process: intracellular signal transduction; peptidyl-serine phosphorylation. The transcript is spliced from 18 exons. The coding region runs from base 86 to 2179 and encodes 697 amino acids.